AUCAUAUGCAUGACAUUGCCCUGCAGUCUUUCCCCAUAUACCGUCUCCCCUGCAGUCAGUCAGUAAAUUCAGUUAGCCAAAUCCCAUGUCUAAGAAAACAGUGGUGAAAGUGGAUCUAUUCUGUUCCAGGUGCAGGCUCAAGGUGAUGAAAUUAAUUUCAACAAUUGAAGGGAUUAACUCCAUAGCCCUCGACCCCUCCAACAACUUGGUGACAGUAAUCGGUGAAGCCGAUCCCGUUUGCAUUAUUAACAAGGUUAGGAAAUUCAGUAAAUGUGCUGAGAUUAAGAGUAUAGGCCCUGCAAAGGAAGAGAAGAAAGAUGAUAAGAAAGAAGCUCCUCCUUGCCUUCCGAGAACGUGUCAGAAAUGCGAUGUUUGGUACGUGAUUAGCGAGGACAUUCGUUACCCUCACUGUAACAUAUUGUAAGUUGCGUUUGAUGUAUGUUGGCAAAUGCUCCUCCUAAGUGCCGAAAUGUACACGUUGAGGCCGGUUUUUUUUUUUUUUUUCUUUUCUAAGUCAAUUUCAAUCAUUGCCAUAACGACUUACUGAGAUGAAAAUGUUCAGAUGUUUAAUUAGGCUUGGUGCAUCGUAACAAUAAUGUCGUUUAGAUUCAGAACUGCGUAAAUGUUAGUUCAAUCUGUGGACUUUUAUUCUGAAUGGGUAUGAAGUUAUGAUAUUGUUCUGCAAUAAAUUUACGAUUAUCCUUCUGGACUCA
Rhododendron vialii is the source of this 713-nucleotide messenger RNA. RefSeq names its product heavy metal-associated isoprenylated plant protein 43-like. Bases 86 to 424 code for a protein of 112 amino acids. The record is from RefSeq and is a predicted model, not a curated record. Gene Ontology annotation, molecular function: metal ion binding. The transcript has 2 exons. NCBI's taxonomy places the organism in Eukaryota, Viridiplantae, Streptophyta, Magnoliopsida, Ericales, Ericaceae.